CUCUCGCUGUCCAUCUUCCAACAGCCGCGCCUCAACACCCUCCACGCUCCCCAGACCUGUUCUAGUCUUGCACAAGCGUGUGUUCCUCACCCUCCUCACCGGUAACCAUGCCCAUUAGUCCCCAGACGCCAUGACCAUCACUCACCCCGGCUCGCUUCAACCCUAGACCCGCAUGGCGGUCUCGCCGCUUCGGUUAUCCAAAGAGAGCCUGCUAACUCUCUUGAGGCAAAAGUCAUGAAUGUCCUUCUCCGGGGUAGUAGAGAGAAUGCCCCGUUGGGUCCUGGCAUGUCUCCGACAUGUGGAGAGAAACUCUAUGCAGAAUCGUUGACCAUUUCCAGACUAGGUGGCCGUCUCUUCAGAGCCGAGUACAUCAACCACCUGCCUCCCUCCUCCUUUGAUCGAACCUCUUUUCCUUUUCUUCUUCCUCGAGUGCUCAUUCUGUUGCUCAGUGUCAGGUGGUUGAAUCCCGCCGGCCUGUAGACAUUUCAGCCAUUUCUUGAACACUUUCAUUCUCUUACCGUCCCGUUGAACGACUUGCCCACCAUGGCCGUUCACGAUGAUAGUUCCAGCGAGACGCCACCCUCCCCGGUCAUCGACAAGGAGAUCACUGCCCAUAUCGAGCAGGUUCAUACGAAUGAGAGGGUGCCAGGUCAUCCUGGCUACUAUGAGAAAGAUGGUCUGCGAACGUAUGGCGAUGAUGAAGAUCAUGACCACGAGCCUCCUAUGACUGCUGGAAGAGCCCUCAGUCUCGUCGCCAUGGCGUUUCUUUGGACGGGCUCUCAGAUUCCAGUGUACAUUCUCGGUGGGAUUCCACCGUACAUCUAUUCCGACAUCGGUGGCGUUGACCGCUGGAUCUGGUUUGUCCUGGCCUACCUGCUGGCUUUGGCAGCCAUGUGUCCCUUUGUCGGCUCCAUAUCCGAUCUUAUUGGGAGACGAUAUGUUGCCCUGGGAGGGUCGGCAUUGCUUGUCAUCGCCAUGAUCAUCUGCGGUACUGCCAAAACCAUGGAGACCUUCAUCGUCGGCAUGACGUUCUCUGGUGUGGGAGCAGGUAUUUGCGAAUUGACAUCCCUGGCUGUCACCGCCGAGCUUGCACCAACUCGCAAACGAGGACAAUAUGUGGCCGUACUGGUCUUCACCAUCGUUCCUUUUUGUCCAUCUGUCCUAUGGGGUCAGUUGAUUGCCGCCCACGCUGGUUGGCGGUACUGCACUCUCUUCUGCGGUCUGUGGGCUUGUGUCGGCUUUCUCGGGACCCUCUUCUUCUAUUUCCCCCCUCCACGACCGAACUCUCGAGGUCUUUCCAGAAAGGAAAUCAUUGCAGAGAUUGACUUCGUCGGUGGUGGACUGUCCAUCUGCGGCAUGAUUCUGUUCCUUGCGGGCCUUCAAUGGGGUGGAUAUCAAUAUCCCUGGAGCUCCGCUCAUGUGCUCGCACCGCUGCUGAUCGGGGCAUUUAUGCUCUUUGUUGCCUUCCCUUUUUGGGAGAUCAAGUACGCCAAAUUCCCCAUGUUCCCGUCGCGAAUGAAGAAGGAAGCUCGGAUUCUCACCUUGACCUUGAUCAUCACCGCCAUCUCCGGUGCCAACUUUUUUUCGGUCAUCAUGUUCUGGCCCACACAGGCUUUCAAUGUUUAUGGACACGACCCGGUCGGCGUGGGGAUUCGAGGCAUCCCUAUCGGUUUCAGUAUCCUCGCUGGAGCAUGCAUUGUCCUGUGGCUCCUAUCAGUUUUCCGCGGCCACAACCGAGAGCUGAUGAUUAUUUCGUCGGUUCUCAUGACCGCAGGCUGUGGGGCACUCGCCGUUGCUCGUCGAGAUAACCUCAACACUCUUUGGGGUUUGCUUGUUCUUGGCGGUCUGGGGAUCGGCGGCAUUGUUGUCCCUGCAUCCAUCAUCACCACCAUCAUCUGUCCCGACGACAUCAUUGCCACUGUCGCGGCCUUGACGUUGUCCAUCAGGGUGAUUGGAGGGUGUAUCGGCUAUACCGUCUAUUACAACGUCUUCAUCAACAAGUUCGUGCCCAAUGCCACCAAAUAUAUCGGCGGCACCAUGGUUGCCGAGCUGGGAAUCACCAAUACCAGCUACAUCGCCGAAGCCAUCGGGUACACGGGAGCCAGUCUGUUGCCACUCUUGAAAACCAUUCCCGGCAUCGCGGGCAAUGAAACGGCUUAUGAAAUGGUCGUCGUUGCCGGUCAGGUCGCCUAUGCCGAAAGUUACAAGUACGUGUACCUGACCAGCAUUGCCUUUGGUUGUAUCAGUAUCCUGGCAAGUGUCUUCUUGGGCAAUAUCGACCAGUAUAUGGAUGACCAUGUCGCCGUGGUUAUGCACUGAAGGGAAGGGAAUGGAACAAUAUGCGGCGGAGGUAGAGGUCCAACAGUACUGAGCAUUGCUAUUGCCGGCCAGGACAUUAUGCCUGAAAUUGUAGGGACGACACUUCAUGUCUCCUUUCCCCAGAGCGGUGGUGCGAGGGCAGAGACAGACGCUGAUUGAAACCCGUAUAUAUUGACUGAGAAGAAACAUGCAAGAUAUUUUCAGGUAGCCUCCAGUGUUCAGGCUUUCCACUCCAUCUGCCUAAGUAUUGUAGGAAAGAAUUAGGAAUGACGGCGGUCAGUAUCGAAGGAGCUGCAGGAGUACUAUUAUUAUUAUUAUUAUUUUUACUGUAGCACUAUGAAGAUACACUGAGCGGUCCGCCUGGCAUCGCC
This is a messenger RNA of Exophiala dermatitidis NIH/UT8656, 2690 nucleotides long. RefSeq lists its product as uncharacterized. The coding region runs from base 544 to 2319 and encodes 591 amino acids. Gene Ontology annotation, biological process: transmembrane transport. Lineage: Eukaryota; Fungi; Ascomycota; Eurotiomycetes; Chaetothyriales; Herpotrichiellaceae. The record is from RefSeq and is a predicted model, not a curated record. The transcript is spliced from 3 exons. Gene Ontology annotation, molecular function: transmembrane transporter activity.